AUGGCCACUGCUCAAUUAGAUGUCAUGAUCUUCAACACUUUAGUUAAAGCGGUUGAAACGGCACUCAAUCCUAUCGUCGGUAAUGAAGAACGGCAGCAGGCUCACAAGAUAUGUGAAGAUUUCAAGGAAAAUUCCAGUGGCAGCAUUCAAUAUGGGCUUCAGUUAUCACAGAAGGAGCAUUCAGCUGUUGUUCGUCAUUUUGGACUUCAAGUGGUUGAGCAUUGCAUCAAAUAUCGAUGGCAUGAAUUUGGAGAUGAGGAGAAAAGUGAACUGAAAAUUAAUGCCCUUAAACUUGUUGACCAGGGUACAAAAGAUAUUUUGGAAGAGGAGCAGCAUAUCAAAGAUGGUGUCUCCAGAAUUCUUGUUGAGCUCAUGAAGAGGGAGUGGCCACAGCUUUGGAAAAAUCUCUUCAUUGACUUCAAUGCUUUGUGUCAGAAUGGAGAAACACAGACUGAGCUGGUUCUGCAGACGUUACUGAGGCUGUCUGAAGAUGUGGUCAAGUUUCAGAAUAUGCCACAAGCCAGGCGUCGAGACCUGUUACAGGCCCUGACUGCUACUAUGCCGUCCAUAUUUUCAUUUUUUAUCUACUUACUCACCAAGAAUCUUGAGGUUUAUCGAUUACAGGAUGGGAAAAAAUCUGAGAAGGCGUGCAAGAUUUGCCAGUCUGCCCUGGAUACGUUGUCAGGUUUUGUGGACUGGGUCAACAUUUCACACAUCAUUGAGAGCAACCUGUUGUCACUGUUGUGUGGACUUCUUCUGGACAAACAUUUGUGUCUGAGAGCAUCAGAAUGUCUCUUGCUCAUUGUCGGCAGGAAGAGCAAACUGUCAGAACGCAAGCCAUUAAUGGUUUUGUUCAGUGAGGAGGCAAUGACUGUUCUGUUACAAGCUGCUCAAAAUGCUACUGAACACAUCACAGAAUCUUCCAACUUCAUAUUUCUGAAAAGACUGGGUGAGAUUUUGCUGGAAAUUGGCAAACAACUGUGUACCUUGUGGGGCUCUGCAGAAGACACUGGGCAGCCACCAAAUUUUGAGAUGUAUCUCAAAGCCUUGCUUGCUUUCACCCAGCAUCCUUGUCAGAGCGUUCGUCAAAUGAUAUAUUCUGUGUGGCUAAUUUUAUUGCGCCAUCCACUUGCAUCAAAAGAUUCCGUGUUUCAGGAAGUCUUGCCAUCUUUGAUUCGGUGUGGAACUAUAUGUCUGCACAAGGUUGGGUUUCCAAGCCAAACCAACAGUGUCAGUUGUGAUUACUCCAGAGUGGAGUUUGAUACUGAUGAAGAAUUUAACGUAGUGCUAUCAAAUCUCCGCAUGUCAGUGGUGGAAUCCAUCCGAAUCAUGACUCUGAUGGUGCCGAAGCUUACUUUCUCAGUGGCGUCCUCUUGGGUGUUGGAACUUCUCAAUAAACCUAUUGAAAUCGGCAGUGGUGUGGACAUGGACAGGGGUAUUUGCAAUCUCAGUUCACCGUCAUUUAUCUACUGGGAUGCCUGCAGUGUAUUUCUGGAAGCUGUCAUGUCAAAGUUAUUCCAGGCUGAAGGGGAGAAACCAGAUGUACAGGAAGGCAUUGAUCUGUUAAAACAAGUUCUGGCUUAUGAGAUGCAGGAUCCGUUAAUUCUGUCAGCAGUGCUGUCCUGUAUAUCAGGCCUGUUUCCAUUCCUUAACUACACGCCACAGACUUUACCACAGGUUCUUGCCAAGAUUUUUGAUGCAGUAGUUUUUAACAUGCCAGGUCAGACUAAAUCCACACGCUCUCAGUCAGUGAAGAAUGUUAGAGUACAUGCAUGUUCAGUACUCGUGAAAAUAUGCAAAAACUAUCCUGCACUUUUAUUGCCGGAGUUCCAGCACCUGUAUAGCUGUGUCAAGCAGUUGGAUAGUGACAGGGACCAGCUGAGUCAGAUGGAGAAAAUCAUUCUUAUUGAGGCUCUGAUCAUUGUCAGCAAUCAGUUCAACGACUUUGCUCGUCAGUCAGCAUUUAUAGAGGAGGUCAUUCUGCCCGUCAAGCAGCUUUGGUCAUCAGAGGAUUUUGCUAAGGCAUUCAGCUCACCUGAAUGUUUUAUGUCGUAUGUGGGAUUGGACCAGGCAGCUGUGGAGCCCAGCAGUGCUGAUACCUGUGGCAUUAAUAGAUCUCAUAUUACAUACUGCAUCAAUACAAUACUGGCCGUCAUCAAGAGAAGCCAGUGGCCUGAAGACUUUGCUGUUGCGCAAAGAGGUGGAUUUGUUGUGCAAAAUGAUGGCUCUGGCAGGCUAAGGAAUCCUGCGACCCAACACAUCUGUCCAUUAUUUGACAAUCUGAUAACAUUGCUUAAAACCAGUUGCUGCUUAUUUACGCAAGAAUAUCUGAAUUUGCGCCACAAGGAUUUCAUUAAAGCGUACGAUCUGAUGGACCAUGACCGCCUGAAUGUUCUUGGCAUCCCUCCAGCUUGUGUGGACAACUCAGAUUCCUUGUUUUAUAGGCAUCCGCUGGAACGUAUGCAAAACUUCAUUACUGCGGUCUUUGAAUAUGGAUUCCAUAUCCUGGGCAAUGCAAGUCAGUGUCUGGGGACAGAGUUCUACUCAGCUCCAGGCUUGACUGAAGUUAUCAUUGGGAAUCUGGUGGUCAACUUUAAACUGCUCCCUGACUACAGAGCCAGGCUGUUCAUACGCAACUUCAUCAAGCCCUUCAUUCAGUGGUGUCCCAAGGAGCAGUACCAGAGCGUGGCUAUACCUGUGCUGACCAUAUUGUGUCCAGACAUUUAUCAGAGGCUAACAGAAAGAUGGCAGGUUAUCAACAAAAGAUUAGAGGAAAAAUCAGAAGAUGAUGAUGGAGAUGACCCAGAGUCCCAGGAAGUGUUGGAAGAACAGUUGGUCAGGAAUCUGACCAAAGAAUAUCUAGAGUUACUCGUACUGGUUCUGUCAGGCAAAAAUGUCAGUUCUGAGAUCAAGGAAGAAAUGGCCAUGGACGAAGAUGUUUCCAAGCAAGCAGCAACAAGUCAUAAUAUCUACAAAGACCUCAGUGUCCUUGGGCAGGCUGUUAUCGGUUCUCCUGAACUGUACCCAUCCAUCAUCAUGUGCAUCCUGGCAGGUUUUUCCUGGGCAGAUACUACAGUGUGCAACAGGUGCUGCAGUCUCUUGUGGCCUGUCUGUAAACAGCUCAUCGCCAACAACCAGAUUUCUGAGGAAGCUGCCCAGCAUGUAUUCAUGUCUAUUUUGUCUGGCCUACAACUUCAUGGCCAGCAUGAGUCCUGCCUGUCCAACUUGCUGUCCCUUUCACUGAUAUUCUAUGAGACCCUGAGGCCGACAUUUGUAUCCCUCACCAACAUCAUGCAACAGAUACCAGAUGUAGACCAGAACCUGAUUAAAGAUCUAGAAGAAAAAUUGAAUUCACCACCCAAGAUAGGUCUUGAGAAGCGAAAGAAGGAUGUAUUCAAACAAAUUGUAUCAAAUAUUAUUGGUAAAAACAUUGGUCAGCGUUUCCGACGUACAGCCCAGUACACAAAUUUACCUCGCCUCUUUCUGGAAACUCGACGACCCAAGGUUGCUGCCCUGGAUGAAGUAGAAACAGAAAGCCUUGGGUUGUGUGAACUCUUCUCACCUUCCAACAACUGA
Candidula unifasciata is the source of this 3576-nucleotide messenger RNA. The record is from the annotation of a GenBank genome assembly. NCBI's taxonomy places the organism in Eukaryota, Metazoa, Mollusca, Gastropoda, Stylommatophora, Geomitridae.